Messenger RNA from Colletes gigas, 4814 nucleotides. RefSeq names its product dual oxidase 2-like. Gene Ontology annotation, cellular component: plasma membrane; NADPH oxidase complex. Lineage: Eukaryota; Metazoa; Arthropoda; Insecta; Hymenoptera; Colletidae. The transcript is spliced from 26 exons. Gene Ontology annotation, molecular function: superoxide-generating NAD(P)H oxidase activity; calcium ion binding; peroxidase activity. Gene Ontology annotation, biological process: superoxide anion generation; response to oxidative stress; defense response. The record is from RefSeq and is a predicted model, not a curated record. The coding region runs from base 1 to 4776 and encodes 1591 amino acids.
AUGGAUCUCAAUAUUAAAAAGCCAAGUAACAUUGAAAUUGUGAAGGAUAAGCAGAGGUUGUUGGACUGGUUAUUAACUGGAUCUUGGGAAAACACUAAUGUUUAUGAGUAUAAAGCAAAAGCAACAGAAUAUCCUGGAUAUGAUGGAUGGUAUAAUAAUAUUGGUCGACCGAAAUUGGGAGCAAUUGAUACUCCUUUAUUAAGAAGAUGGCCAGCUGCUUAUGAAGAUGGUGUAUAUAAGCCUUCAGGUACUAAUAGGCCAGAACCAUUGGAGCUAAGUGAUAAACUUCUCAGUGGUAAUAUUGGAUCUAAAUCCAGAACAGGCAAAAAUGCAUUACUUGUAUUUUUCGGGCAACAUGUUGUAGAAGAAAUUUUGGAUGCACAAAGGCCAACAUGUCCACCAGAAUAUUUCAAUAUUAAAAUUCCAGAUGGGCAUGAUUACAGAAUCAAACCUGGACAUUCUGAAAUGCCAGUAUUACGUACACGUUAUGAUAUGAGAACCGGGCACUCUCCUAAUAAUCCACGUCAACAGUUGAACGAAAUAACUCCUUUUUUGGAUGGUGGACUCAUCUAUGGUACUUCAAAAGCAUGGUCAAAUGUUUUAAGAACUUAUUCAAAUGGUACCUUUGAUCAGAAUGGUUUACUUGCAACAUCCCACGAUAAUUUAUAUCCUGAAUAUAAUACUGCUAGACUACCCAUGUUUAACCCACCACCUCCACUUCAUCAUCAUAAAUAUAUUACACAGCAUCAUACAGAGAAAGUUGAACGAUUUUUUAAGCUAGGAAAUCCAAGAGGGAAUGAAAAUCCGUUUCUUCUCACUUUUGGUAUAAUUUGGUUUAGAUGGCAUAAUCAUGUAGCAAGAUACAUAAAACACCAGUGUCCUGAUUGUUCAAGUGAAAAAGUUUACAAUGAAGCUCGAAAAUGGGUAAUAGCAACGCAACAACACAUUGUUACUAAUGAAUGGUUACCUGAAUGGUUAGGAAACGAACUUCCUAAAUACAAUGGUUACAAUCCAAACAUCGAUCCCCAAAUAGAACAAUUUUUUCAAGCAGCAGCUUUUCGAUUUGGUCACACUUUGGUUCCACCAGGUGUUUAUCUGCGAGACUAUGGAAGAAAUGGUUGUAAACUAGAACAAAAUUCUUGUGCAAUUAGAACUUGUAAUAAUUACUGGAUGUCAGAGAAUUCCAUUUUUGCAAACAUGACAAAAGUAGAGGGAGUUAUUGAUAUUGAAAAAUUAAUAAUGGGAAUGGCUGUCCAAUUAAGCGAAGAAGAAGAUCACAAAAUCAUUGAAGACUUAAGAGGUAGAUUGUUUGGUCCACUUGAAUUCUCCAGAAGGGACUUAAUGGCGCUUAAUAUACAAAGAGGCCGCGAUCAUGGACUUCCAGACUAUAAUACUGCCAGACUGGCAUAUAAUUUAAAGAGAGUCGAUAAUACAUCUCAUUUUUUAAAUGUAGAUCCAGAAUUUAAAAAGCAAUUUUUGAAAUUACAUAAUAAUUCCUUUGAUAAUGUCGACGUAUGGGUUGGAGGAAUUUUGGAAACCAUAGAUGGACCUGGAGAAUUAUUUCAAGCUAUCAUAAUUGAUCAAUUUGAACGUAUUCGUAGUGGAGAUAGAUUUUGGUAUAAAAAUAUGAAAAAUAAUCUCUUCACUGCUGAUGAGAUCAACAGAUUAGAAAAUAUUUCAUUCUACGAUAUAUUAGUAUCUGUUACUGCAAUGGAUCAUAAUGAUAUUCCAAGCAAACCUUUUAAAGUUCCUGCAUCAGGAAAAGAAUUGCAUCCUAAUUGUUAUACAAAUGGUAUUAUUAAGGAGGGUAAUUGUACAAAAUUUAAUAAGGAAUAUAUUAGUUGCUAUCAUGCUGAAACAAUUACUGUUGGAAAUGUUGAUAAAUGUACAGAUCCUGGAACCUAUGACUAUUUUAAUAAUAGCAUUCUAUCUUUCUCGCUGACAUUAAUGGGAUUACUUGUUAUUUUGUGUUCUUCCAUCACAAUACUUUAUCUUCAAUCAAGAUUAAAACAAACGAAGCAAACUGAGUACCAAUCAAAGUGCAUAAAAUCACAUUUAUUAAAAGAAGAUCAGGAUACUACAUUGUUUACUGUGAACGAAUGGCAAGGUAAAAAAUUGCCAUUGAGACCUAUAAUCAUUACUCUAAAUCUAAUGAAAAAACAAUUGGAAAUUAAAAAUCAAAUGGGAUGUAUAAUACGAGCAAUAGAUUUGAUACAUUGCAACACAAUAAAGGUGUACGUUACAUUUAAUGGGAACUAUGUUAUGCUUAGAGUAGACCAUAAUUAUGAUUUAGUCUUAAAAUUUAAUUCUGAUUAUCUCAAAAGCUUAUUUCUUCAAACAUUAAAGAAAUUCGUUGAAGAAUUAGUAACAGUAUCGAUACAAGAAACACUAAACAUUACAGUUAAAGAACUGUUAAAGCAAGCUGUUACCAAAAGGUGUAGACAGAAAAAGCUAGAACAAUUUUUCCGUGUGGUUUUUGCACAAGCACUUCAUAUAACUCACACAGAAGAUGAAAUAUUAAAAAUUGAUUCAGCAGUGGCAAGAGAAGUCGUGUACACAGAAUUAACUAUUAUAGAAUUCUCUGAAGCAUUAAGUAUGAGAUCAGACUCAGAAUUUAUCAAAAAGAUAUUCAAUCUAGCUGACAAAGAUAAAAAUGGUUUCAUAUCGUUUAGAGAAUUUCUUGAUAUGUUAAUUAUAUUUCUGAAUGGUUCUGCAGAAGAAAAAGUAAAAUUAAUGUUUGACAUGUAUGACAUAAAUGGGACAGGAAGAUUGAAAAGAGAUGAUUUUAAAAAUAUGCUACGAUCGUUUAUGGAAACAGUUAAUGCAGAUAUAACUGAUAAUAAUUUAGAAACACUGGUACAAUCAAUGAUGGAUCAUGCAAACAUAGCAACAAAGGAAAAUAUAAAUUUGCAAGACUUUCAUCAAAUUCUCAGUGACUUUAACGACAAAUUAAAUUAUGCUGAAUUAGAAUUUAAUGUAAAUUCAGAUGGGAAGCAUAGAAAAUUACAUGUUGGAGGAUCAAAAGCUAAAUCAAAUUUUAUAAAAGAAGCGGAAAGAACAAUAGAAAGUUUGUAUUCGGAUCCGAAUGAAUUACAAACAAGAAUUGGCGGUAACAAUCAAAUUAAACAAAGCAUAAUUAAAAAAAAAUGUAGAGAAAUUAUGAAUGAAAAUGAAAGAAUUGUUGAAAAUACGAAACAGUAUACUGAUGAUUAUUGGUAUCCUAUAAUGAAAUAUUUUGCUAAUAAAAAGUUGCAAAUAUUUUGGGCAUGUUUAUACAGUUUGAUUCUUCUUGGAAUCUUUGCAGAACGAGCAUAUCACUACUCGGUGGAACAAGAACAUUCUGGUUUAAGACACAUCUUAGGAUAUGGUUUAGCAAUAACUAGAGGAGCAGCAUCAGGAAUAAUGUUUACAUACUCCACACUUUUAAUUACAAUGUGUCGUAAUAUCAUUACAAUUCUAAGAGACACUAUUCUACACUUAUAUAUACCAUUUGAUUCUAUGAUUGAGAUACAUAAAUACGUCGCUUGUUGGGCAUUAGCAUUCACAGUACUUCAUAUAAUUGGCCAUGGGUUCAAUUACUAUCACAUUUCUACACAAACUGCGGAUGACUUAACGUGUUUGUUUCCAAAUUAUUUUCAUGCUACACAUGAAUUGCCAAAAUUUCAUUAUUGGUGCUUCGAAACAAUGACAGGAUUAACUGGAAUACUGUUAACUAUUGUAGCAGGAUUAAUAUUCUUAUGUUCGUUACCGCACAUACGUAGAACACAUUUUAAUCUGUUUUCAAUGACACAUUCUUUGUAUCCUGUUUUUUAUAUUUUAAUGAUAUUACAUGGAACUGGAAGAUUGGUUCAGGAACCAUUUUUCCAUUACUUUUUUCUGGGACCACUAAUUUUAUUUGUUUUUGAUAAAAUUAUUACCAUGACACGGAAAACGAUACAAAUACCCAUUUUAAAGGCAGAUAUAUUACCAUCAGAUGUGACUUGCCUUGUGUUUCCUAAACCACCAAAUUUUCAAUAUAAAUCUGGCCAAUGGAUAAGAAUAGCAUGUCCCUUGUUACAAACAAAUGAAUAUCAUCCAUUUACUUUAUCUUCUGCACCUCAUGAACCAAAUUUAAGCGUACACAUUAGAACUGUAGGACCUUGGACUACUAAGAUUAGAAAUAAAUUGGAUCCAACUUAUAUACUUGAUGAAAAAUUGCCAAUGAUUCAUAUAGAUGGCCCGUAUGGUGAAAGCCAUCAAGAUUGGUACAAAUAUGAUGUGACUAUAAUGAUAGGAGGAGGUAUAGGAGUUACACCUUUUGCAUCAAUAUUGAAGGACAUAAUAUUUAAAUCAAACCACAAAUCCAACUUGGGAUGCAAGAAAGUAUAUUUUCUAUGGGUAACAAGAACACAAAAGCAAUUUGAAUGGCUGGUUGAUAUAUUACGAAAUCUUGAAAAUGCUGAUGUUAAUAAUACCGUAUUAGUUCAUAUUUUCAUCACACAAUUUUAUCAGAAAUUUGACUUGCGAACUAUACUAUUGUAUAUUUGUGAGCGUCAUUUUCAAAAAAUCUCAAACAAAUCUUUGUUUACUGGUUUAACAGCAGUGACACAUUUUGGACGACCCAAUUUUGAACAGUUUUUCUUAUCUAUUCAGAAAUUACAUCCAACAAUUAAUAGAAUUGGUGUCUUUAGCUGCGGUGCACCAUCUAUGCUACAAGCUAUAGACGAAGCUUGUAAAUCUAUUACUCUAAAAGAAAAUCUUAAUGUUUUGUUCCAACAUUACUUUAAGAGUUUUUAAAAUUUUAGUAAAUUACUAUACAUUAUCCUCAUAUAGUA